This is a messenger RNA of Penicillium waksmanii, 552 nucleotides long. RefSeq lists its product as uncharacterized. The coding region runs from base 1 to 552 and encodes 183 amino acids. Gene Ontology annotation, biological process: mitochondrial respiratory chain complex I assembly. Lineage: Eukaryota; Fungi; Ascomycota; Eurotiomycetes; Eurotiales; Aspergillaceae. The transcript is spliced from 3 exons. Gene Ontology annotation, cellular component: membrane. The record is from RefSeq and is a predicted model, not a curated record.
AUGGUCAAUAGUCUCUGGUUCCAGUGGAAGAGCCUCAAGCUCCCCUGGCGAAAAUCCCGAAUUGCCGGCGUGGAUCUCGCCGGAAAUACUUUCUGGGAGUACAGAGAUGACCCAAAUGCCAAUCGUUGGCGAAGAAUGCUGAAGCCGGACCCCAAGAUUCAUCUAAGCGAUGUGCAAGUUACCCCACAAUGGCAUCAAUGGCUCCGAUAUGUACGCGAACAUCCCCCAACCGUUGAAGAGCAGCAACAAGACGUUGUUCGACAACUCCAAAUCAAGCAACUCGCCCGACUCGCCGAUGAACGCUGGGCCAGUAAACCGUCCUAUCUCGACAAGCCCCAGCCCCAGAACCCGAUCCCUUCAGUCGGCGACGGCUCUGGGAGCUUGAAGUCUCAAAAUCUCCCCCAUUCCACACAAUCUGCGACGCCUUCACAGACCGAGUCGGCUUCGCAACCAACACCCCCAAAGGAAGCGAACCCAUGGGCCAAGGCAGACCGUAGCAACCCCGGCGACAGCUGGCAGCCAUCCGACUGGUCGCCAAAUUCCAAGCGAUGA